UUACUGUGGCCUCGCAUGUAACAGGCGUGUCUGGCCUCUCCUGCUGUAGGGAGGGAAUCUGGCGUGUUCUCGGAACUGCCGGUAUUAUAAAGGUCUGUUACACGCGAGUCCUAAACCAUCAGAAAAAAACCAUGUUAACGGGGCGGCUGAUAACAGCGAAAACUGCCCGGCUGCAGCAAACAUGCCGGACCUGCGCCGCACCAGCGAGAUCCAAAACGACUUCCGGGGCCCUCGGGGCCCAACUGGACAAGGAGAAGACUCUGAAGACAAUGAAAGACCUUCCCGGCCCCAGCAAGUGGAGCGCUCUGUACUGGAUAUUUCUUAGAGGAAACCUUUUCCAUAUGCACGAGUUAGGGCUCACGGAGAAAAAGAAAUACGGCCCAAUUUGGAAAACGGUUAUUGGAAAUGACGCCAUGGUGAGUGUAGGGAGCCCCGAAAUUCUGGAGACCCUGUUGAGACAAGAAGGAAAGUACCCAAUGAGGGCGGACAUGUACAUCUGGAGGGUCCACCGGGAACUCAGGGACCACACAUACGGCCCGCUGUCUGAAGAAGGCCACCAGUGGCAAGCCCUCCGCUCAGUGCUGAACCCAAGGAUGCUGAAACCGAAGGAGGCCAUGCGCAACGAGAUGGCCUUCAACGAGGUCAUCUCCGAUCUGCUGGCCAAGAUUAAGGAAAUCAGGGCCGAGAGUCCGAGCGGAGUCAUGCUGAACAACAUCAAUGAUUUAAUGUACAGAUUUGCGUUUGAAAGCGUCUGCACGUUUUUAUUUGAGACGAGAAUCGGCUGCUUGAGAAACGACAUCGCUCCACAGACAGAGAAAUUUAUCAAUUCCAUUGGAAUAAUGCUGAAAAACCAGCUGGUGUUGGAGCACAUGCCGCGAUGGUCCUGGAAGCUACUUCCGCACUGGUACCAGUACUUAGCCGCAUGGGACACCAUCUUUACGUACUCAAAUCACUUGAUUGACAGGAAGAUGGAAGACAUUAAAAAAAGUUUGGAGAGGGGGGAAAGCGUGGAGGGCGACUAUCUUACGUAUCUGCUGUCCACUGGGAAGCUGAGCUUGAAGGAGGUGUGCGGGAGCAUGCCGGAGCUGCUCCAGGCCGGGGUGGACACGACGUCCAACACAUUGUCCUGGGCUCUGUACCUGUUGGCCAGACACCAAGAGACCCAGAAGUCCUUGUACGAGGAGGUGUCGCGGGUUAUCCCAGGAGAGGCCAUUCCCUGCGCUGACGACAUUUCAAAAAUGCCACUGCUCAGGGCUGUGAUCAAAGAAACCCUACGCUUGUAUCCCGUGGUUCCUCAAAACGGAAGAGUUGCUGUAGAGAACGAUGUUGUUAUACAGGAUUAUUUUUUCCCCAAAAAUACGUUUUUUAUCCUUUGCCACUAUGUGAUCUCACGAGAUGAGAAAAGCUUCCCUGAGCCUGAGAAGUUUCUCCCCCAGAGGUGGCUGCGGGGCUCGGGGAUGAAGCACCAUGCCUUUGCCUCUAUCCCCUUUGGAUACGGCGUCCGAUCGUGCCUGGGGCGGCGUAUCGCGGAGCUGGAGAUGCACCUGGCAUUAGCGAGGAUGAUAAAGACGUUCGAGGUCCACCCGGACCCAGAAGCGGGUGAAAUAAAAGCUAAAAACCGCGUGGUUUUGGUACCCACUAAGCCGAUCAACCUGAAACUUAUCGAACGACAGUAACAGAAAGCCCUGACGCUAUCGUGAAUCGUUUCAAUGAACGUUACGCAACUGGAUGAAUUACCUCUCUGGAAUAAAAUGAAAAAAAAAAAAAUGGGGAAAAAACAAACGAAAAUGGUCAACAACUUGGAGGAUAACGCUAAGGACUUUAUAAUAAAGAUGGAGUAACUUAUUUUAGACAUUUGCAUUCAACCUAUUUAAGUUUAAAUGUGGGCAGGAUUUUCUCAAGAACUUACAAUGCUAUAAAACGUGGAAAAGAACUGGAAAUUAUCAAUUAUGCUGCUUUUUGACACCCCUUGUGGCAAAAUAGUCCCUUACAUUUAACACUUUAAAGACUGGGCAUGUAACGUUACUUCUUUCAAUAGCCGCCCAUUCAUUACCUGCUGAUGUACAAGAAAUCAGGCGGUCUUGACUUUUAAGGGUCCCUCCCCAGUAGUUAUUUGGGUUUUUUUUUUACCAUUUUCUCCCACAUUCUUAAACAUAUUUUAGUUAUAAUUACCGGUAAUAUUGUGUUACAAAAAAAAAAAAUCAAAGCCCUCCUGAAAAGAAACCCUACAUAGAAUUUUAGCAUAGAAACGGAAUCCUUCCUUGGUACACGAGCCGGUUUGGCAUUGUUUAAUAUCACUCGCUGCUAAAGAAUUAUUAUUUUUUUAAUUUCUGUUUUACUGUUUCAUUGUCUUAUUUUUACAGGACAAUAAAAGUCAUCUUUAUAAACAUGUGUUUUCAUAUUAUA
This is a messenger RNA of Spea bombifrons (plains spadefoot toad), 2406 nucleotides long. RefSeq names its product sterol 26-hydroxylase, mitochondrial-like. The transcript has 9 exons. The record is from RefSeq and is a predicted model, not a curated record. Gene Ontology annotation, molecular function: iron ion binding; oxidoreductase activity, acting on paired donors, with incorporation or reduction of molecular oxygen; monooxygenase activity. Lineage: Eukaryota; Metazoa; Chordata; Amphibia; Anura; Pelobatidae. The coding region runs from base 132 to 1676 and encodes 514 amino acids. Gene Ontology annotation, cellular component: mitochondrial inner membrane. Gene Ontology annotation, biological process: glucocorticoid biosynthetic process; cholesterol metabolic process; cortisol metabolic process.